Molecule: messenger RNA, 3363 nt
Organism: Kalmanozyma brasiliensis GHG001
Lineage: Eukaryota; Fungi; Basidiomycota; Ustilaginomycetes; Ustilaginales
Product: Peptidase M16, C-terminal domain protein
Exons: 1
Coding region: 1-3363 (1120 amino acids)
Molecular function (GO): metal ion binding
Source: RefSeq, a predicted model, not a curated record
AUGCCAGCUGACGGCUCAGCAUCGACCGCUCUGCCCAAUGGUCUUCCCUCCAGCCAUGGUAACUUUGAUCUCGUCACUCGCCAUGACCUCGACUACGCUCCCGGCAUGUCGGUCGAAAAGUGGAAGUCACGCAAGACGGGCCUGACCGUCCUGUGGGCCAACUUCGACUCGCCUCUCCUCAACUGCUACAUGACGCUUGCCUCCGAGAUCUUCGAAGACUCUGGUGUGCCACACACACUCGAGCAUCUCAUCUUCCUCGGCUCCGAUCUGUAUCCCUACAAAGGCGUCCUGGACACCCUCGCCAACCGAGCCUUCGCCAGCGGAACCAACGCUUGGACCGCUAACGAUCACACCGCCUACACGCUCACCACCGCUGGCUCGGACGGCUUCCUCCGCAUGCUUCCCGUCUACCUCGAUCAUGUCUUCUUUCCGACUUUGACCAAAGAAGGCUUCGUCACCGAGGUCUACCACGUCGACGGCAAGGGUCACGAUGCAGGCGUCGUCUUUAGCGAGAUGCAAGGCCGUGAAAACUCGCCCGCCGAUCUCAUGGAGCUCAAGUCGCAACGCAUGCUUUAUCCUGCUUCAUCCGCUUACCGCUCCGAGACGGGCGGUCUCAUGUCAGCGCUGCGCGUACUUGACAUCGAAAAGAUUCGCGACUAUCACCACCAGUACUACGCGCCUCACAAUGCAGCACUCGUCGUUUGCGGACCACUGGGACGAUCCGAACUGCUCAAUGCCCUCGCACCCGUAGAAGAGCGUCUCGUCACCAAGCGCAACGCACAACCCGAGGGUCCUCGUGGCUGGAAACGCCCCUUUGUAGAGACUGAUUCUGCUCUGCCACCAACCAUCGACGGCUCCAAGACCGAGCAGCCCGGCCUCGACCCAGCUGACCCUCCCGCUCAAGGCUCCAAGCCUGAAUCGAAGCGACGACGUGCUUUCGUUGACUUUCCAGAGAAGGACGAAAGCGUGGGAGAGAUCCAGGUCUCGUGGGUCGGUCCUAAGUUUCAAGACUGGAUGUCGAGCGAAGCCGUCAACAUCCUCAGCACCUACCUCACCGACUCGCCCGUCUCGGCCAUUCAAAAGGCGUUCGUGGAGCGCGACGACCCUCUUUGCACAGAUGCCUACUUUGGCUCCACCGACAAAGCAGGUGCGACCUUGCUUUCCGCCUACUUUUCUUCCGUUCCCUCGGACCAGCUCGACCGUCUGGACCAACAGUUGAUCGAUCUGCUGGCUGGUAUCGUCAAGGAGGGCAUCGACAUGGACAGGAUGCAGAUGGUCAUCAAGCGCGACAAGCUCAAGGUCCUCUCGCAACUUGAGACCAAGCCCGCCGACUCGUUCGCCGAUUUGCUCAUCACCGAUUUCCUGUACGGCAACUUGUCAGGACAGGAUCUGCACAAGGCGCUGCAGGACAUGAAGCGCUACGAUGAGCUGCUCACCUGGACCAGCGAUCAGUGGACCGAGCUGCUGCAGAAGUACUUUGUCGACAACCCAAGACUUGUCGUUGUUGGUCGUCCCUCUUCGGCGCUGUCGGACAAGCUCAAGGCGGACACCAAGGCGCUCGAGGAGGAGAGGAGGCAGAAGCUGGGCGAAGACGGACUCAAGAAGCUCGACGAGCAGCUCGAAGCAGCCAAGAAGGAAAACGACCGUCCCAUUCCGGAUGAGAUGCUCAAGCAGUUCCAGAUUCCCAGCACCGACAGCAUCAAGUGGAUUCCCGUUGGCACUGCGCAGGUCCUGCCCACUGCUUCCGACAAGCCGUCGAAGAGCGAGACCUCCGCGUACGGCCUGACCGUGCAGACCAUCGCCGACGAGCUCGACUCGAAAGUUCAAGCGCACGUCGACUCGGACCCUGCCGAGCUGCCCUACUUCAUCCAGUUCGACCACGUCAACUCGGCCUUCGUCUCGAUCUCGCUCGUAUUCGCCACCACGGACCUGCCCAACGAGCUGCGCGCGCAGAUGCAGCUCUACCUCUCGGUGCUCUUCUCCCUGCCCCUUAUCAAGCAGGACGGCACCUCGACGCGCCUCACCUACGAACAGGUCGUCAAGGGCCUCGACGUCGACACUCUCGAAUACGACGUCUCGCUCGGUAGCGGCGGCUUCGGCGAGCUCGUCUGUGCCGAACUCAAGCUCGAACGUGCUAAUUAUGCCAAGGGCAUCGCAUGGCUGCGCGAUCUGUUCUUGGGCACGCAGUUCGAUCUGGACAGGCUGAGGGUGACGGUGAGCAAGAUCAUCCAGAGCCUGCCGGAGCAGAAGAGGAAAGGGAGGGCCAUCGCUAGUGCGCUCAGUCGCAGUCUGACGUUGGACGCGGACAGGAGCACCAAUUUGGCCAAUAGCGUGCUCGAGUUGGUCAAGACCAUGCCCGAGUUGCAGGAGCGGUUGAGCACCGAGCCGGACAAGGUAGUGGCUGACUUUGAGAGGAUUCGAUCGACACUGGUUCGGCCGGAGAAUCUGCGCGUUUCGGUGGCGGGUGAUAUCUUGGCGUUGGAGCAGCCGAAGACGGCGUGGGCGGAGCAUUUUACGCAGUCCUCAUGGACGGCAAAGCAGACGCUCCCCGUGCCGUGGAGUCGAGACCUGCUCACUCCGUUGGGCAAGAAUCCGUCGCGCAAGGGUUUGAUCACGGCGCUACCGACGGUGGAGAGCAGCUAUUCGUACUUCAGCACGCGCGGCAUCCCUUCGUACACCCACCCGGACGCUCCCGCGCUCGUGACGACCAUCACGAUCCUCAAUGCGAUGGAAUCCUUCCUGUGGCGCUUCAUCCGCGGUGCCGGUCUCGCAUACGGCGCGAGCAUCGUCAGCAACCCCGAAUCCCAGCUCAUCCACUUUUCGCUCUACCGAAGUCCCGAUUCGGCCAAAGCCUUUGUCGAGGCUCGCAAGGUCAUCCGUGCCCUCUGCUCCCUCCCCUCCGACGGGGAGGAAUUGGUGCUGGACAUCGACGAGACAACGCUCGAAAGCGCCAAGAGCAGUUUGCACUUCAACAUCGCCGAAGCCGAAGGAACCGUCGCCGGCGCCGCGCAGGAGAGCUUCUUCGACCAAGUCCUCAAGAACGCGCCCAAGAACAGGGGGAAAUUGCUGCUCAAGGCCGUGCAGAAGGUGACCGUGGAGGAUGUGAAGGAGAGCUUGCGGAGGUAUAUUCUGCCGCUGUUUGAUGCGGAGACAAGUGUCGCCGCGGUCGUGGCGCCAGUGGGGAAGGUGGAGGAGAUGGAGAAGGCGUUAGAGGCGGUCGGGUAUGAGAUGGAGAGGAGAGAGAUUGAUUUGGGUAAGGAUGAUGAGAGUGAGAGUGGGAGUGAGGGGGAGGAGAGUGGGAGUGAUGAGGAGGAGAGUGGGAGUGAGAGUGAGAGUGAGAGUGAUGAAGGGAAGAGGGGGUAG